AUGCCGUUCGACUUCGCCGAGGACUUCCUCGGCCCAGCGGCGGCCCGCGCCGCGGUCGCUGCCCCGGAGGCGAACUCCGUCCAGGGCAUCGGCGGCGGCCAGCCAGGGGCGGCGGAGGCCUUGUACAGGUCGUGGCGCUGGUUCGUGGGCGUCAUGGCGGCCUCUUCGCCCAAGUUCGCCGAGCUGCACGGAGACGAGCUCCUCUCGGGCCGGACGAAUCGCGGGGAUGGCAAAUGGGCGUACAGUCGGCCCGGAUGA
This is a messenger RNA of Prorocentrum cordatum, 258 nucleotides long. The record is from the annotation of a GenBank genome assembly. Lineage: Eukaryota; Dinophyceae; Prorocentrales; Prorocentraceae.